Molecule: messenger RNA, 658 nt
Organism: Hyla sarda
Lineage: Eukaryota; Metazoa; Chordata; Amphibia; Anura; Hylidae
Gene: SMIM11
Product: small integral membrane protein 11
Exons: 4
Coding region: 281-487 (68 amino acids)
Source: RefSeq, a predicted model, not a curated record
CACACAGUUUGAUAAAUCUGGGCCAUUAUUUAAAAAAAAACACUGCCGUAGCCUCCUAUUGCCGGCCUUUUCCAUGCUGGGAAGUUGUAGUUUUGAAACAGCUGGAGGCACGCAGCUGUCCUGUAGCUGCUGUUCCUGUCAAUCCUCAACAAGACCUGAAUCUUCCAGAAUGAGAGGAGCUCCUCCCAGCGGUGAGUCUAGUCCCAGUACAUAGCCAGCUCCCUGCGACACCAACUACAGACUCAGCUCUGCUACUACUGCGCUGCAUUGACGUAUCAAGAUGCCGGAAUUCAAUUGGAAGGUUUUGGAAAAUUUCCCACUGCUGAUGUACAUUUUAGCAGCGAAGACCCUGCUGUUGUGUUUGGCCUUUGCUGGUGCUAAGAUUUAUCAAAGGAGAAGAGUUGAAGCCAAACUAAAGCUCGAGCAAGAAGAGCAACUGAGGAAGAAGAAAGCGGAGAAGGAAGAGGCUGAGAAGAAAGAUGACUGAGAUUUCGUGUCUGUAAAGGACGAAGCUCGUUUAUGAUUUUUUAUUUAUGGAACAAAUGGAAGACAGAGCUAAUAAAUGAAUUUUUGGACUUUUAAAUUAUUACUUAAAGCGCCAUAUUUUGGAAUAUAAUACCAUUUUGUACUUGGUAAUAAUAAAUGUUUGUAAAACUUU